AUCCAAGAUACAGCAGACAGAGACACCCUCGUAGAUACACAUCCUCCGAUGUUGGCAUUUUGAAUAUAUGGGCGUCUACACUUCUUGACAAAUCCGUGCACGAUCGUGUCUCGACUUGUGCGGCACCGCUUCCUCUGCUCUUUCUCUGUCUCUUAAUCGCGUCUUCAAGCUUGCCUUGAUUAGUACAAGAUUUCUAUAAUGCCACGGAAAGGAACAAAACGCCGCCGUUCUGUAGCGUUUCCCGAAGUCCAGGAAUCCAAUGCUGCUGAAGUAGAUUCCAGUCCGGAGAAGCCUAUUGACAUUACCGACGAUGCAGAAGACGCACAGAAUCAAAAUGACAAUGCUGCUGAAGAUAACAAUGAGGACUGCGACUCUGGAAAUACUGAGAAGGAACAGGAGAUAUGGGACACGUUCAGAGAGGAGUACUUUGAAGUACUUGAGCAGCUGCCUCUUUCCCUACAUCGUUCAUAUGCUCUCAUACUCGAGUUGGACCAACAAGUACACGACUACACUGGCAUUCUACAAACUGCUUUACGAAAGUAUAUCACCAAACGCAAUGCUAUAGCCGCUAAAUUCCAGAAACAGCCCAAGCCGUCCAUAAGUGAACAGGUCGCGCGAGUCCCUGAACCCGCACCAGAUGCUGCAUUGGCUCAGGAAUCGGCAGACGGUGGUGCUGGUCCCUUAGAACAUACCGAUAACGCUCGUGCCGCAAGUCAAGUACGUCAGCCGUCAGUACCGCCACCUCUAGAGGAACCACCCGAGAACACGCGCGAACUACUGACGACGAUAGCGCGAACAUCCGAAGGGGUCGUCCGAGCCUCGAGCGAGAAAGUCAAUGUAGCCAGACACGCAUAUGACCUCAUUGAUAGAUACAUUCGAGAUUUAGAUCGUGCUAUCAAGGAGGAAGAAACCUCUUUAUCUGUUGGCCUUCGUCCGGGCACUCACCCUGCCUCUAUAAUCUUGCCAGAAGUUGUUGUGCCCUCGCUCAAAGGUGCACGAGCUCCACGCCUCACACAGACACCUGUACCUGAAGAGCUUCAACCCGAAAUCCCAGCUCUCGCUGCUGAAGCACCCAAAGAGCCAGAACCAACGCCGAUCGUGGUCGAGGAGACGACUUCAGUCGAACCGACAUCAGUUCCUCCACCUGCCCUGCUGAAGCGUAAAAUUAGGACCUCAAAGAGAGUAGCAGAGGCAGCUGUAGCUGAGGGAAGGGGAAGGAGUUUGGAGAAACCGCCUGAAGAAAAAGAACCGACGGCAGCACCCGUGACGAGGAGUUUGAAGUUGACGGUGCCCCCUUUGGCAUCGGUGGCUCCACAAAUUGAGUUACCUACUGAUCCAAAUGAACCGAGAUACUGCUAUUGUAAUCAGGUUUCUUAUGGACAGAUGAUCGCGUGUGAUAAUGAAGAAGACUGUAAAAUCGAAUGGGUACGUUCCUUCAUAUCCUUGAGUCGGCAUGUAUUGAGACAUGUUUGCCAGUUUCAUUUGGGAUGUGUGGGCGUCACUCGUCCACCGAAGGGAAAGUGGUACUGUCGCGAUUGCGCCCCACGGUUCCAGCACUCAAAAAAGAAAUCGCGAUGAGAAUGCAAGUGGGAGUCUCUGCAGUUUUCUUUUGGUUUAUCAUUUAUGUUGGGACGGACCAUUGUAUUACUAUAGCCAACGUCGAGACGGACGUCUCAGUAACAUUCACACUUUAGCAUGUUGAGCCUUGGAACAGAUACUUAGAAUGAAAACGAUCAGACCACUUAACUUCAAGAAGGCAUAAUGCCUAGAACGAUUGUUAAUCGCUGGAAGCUGGGUCAGGCACAAAGUAACUCGUGUAUUCGUAGUAUGCAGGAUAUACAAUAAGCACGGAGCCAGUCGAUGAGAGUCCUGUUGGUGACUCUAAAGUGAAGGA
Molecule: messenger RNA, 1894 nt
Organism: Somion occarium
Lineage: Eukaryota; Fungi; Basidiomycota; Agaricomycetes; Polyporales; Cerrenaceae
Source: the annotation of a GenBank genome assembly